AUGGGAGAUUUGGAAGACGGCGUCUUGCACACGGCUCUUGGAGAGCUCAAUAUCUCCAUGGCAACCGAGACGGGCGAAGGAAAUGAAAGAUUCAUUAUGGCACACGGAGUGAAAUUGGAGGAGAAGCUGUGGGUUGAUGAGUGCUAUCUAUUUCAAGAUGAAUCAAUCGCUCCCAUCUUCUGCAAACCAAAAUUGAUUCCAUUGAAAACGAUCACCACCCAAAAACUCGAACAAAUGCAAAAAGAGCAAAUGGAGAAGUUGCAGGUUCCAGAAGGAAAAGAGGACGAUACCGUGUCAGUUGAAUCAGAGGGAGCUGAGAGAGAUGAUGCACAGCCAUCGACCUCAGAGACAAAAGAGGCUGAUGUCUGGACUGCCGAUGAUUGA
This is a messenger RNA of Caenorhabditis remanei, 384 nucleotides long. RefSeq lists its product as uncharacterized. Gene Ontology annotation, biological process: cilium assembly; receptor localization to non-motile cilium. Lineage: Eukaryota; Metazoa; Nematoda; Chromadorea; Rhabditida; Rhabditidae. Gene Ontology annotation, cellular component: BBSome. The record is from RefSeq and is a predicted model, not a curated record. The transcript is spliced from 4 exons. The coding region runs from base 1 to 384 and encodes 127 amino acids.